This is a messenger RNA of Podarcis muralis (Common wall lizard), 978 nucleotides long. Lineage: Eukaryota; Metazoa; Chordata; Lepidosauria; Squamata; Lacertidae. The record is from RefSeq and is a predicted model, not a curated record.
GGGGUGAGAUAAAGCACCUUUUUCCAGUCCGUAUUUCUCACGAGCAGGGCAGGACGCAAAGCAGGAGCCUUUGUCUGACGCGUGUUCUGCAGCAGCAUCCGUCUGAACCUGGUGAAAGAUGGAAGAGCAAGAGACGGAUGCCGCUGAAGAAGGAAGAGGCGCCGAUCCCAUCAAAAGCGAGAGCAGUGAGGGAUUCUGGGAAAGGAACACACAGGGGAUCCUGGGUAAAGAGGACGCCCUCAGCUCAGGUGCUCAGCACCAGGAUUUCAGGCCGAUCCACUACCAGGAGGCCAAGGGACCCCGAGAGGUUUGCAGCCGACUCCACCAUCUCUGCCGUCAGUGGCUGAAGCCGGGGAGACACACCAAGGCUCAGAUCCUGGAUUUAGUGAUCUUGGAGCAGUUCCUGGCUGUCCUCCCCCCGGAGAUGGAGAACUGGGUGAGGGAAUGCGGAGCAGAGACCAGUUCCCAGGCGGUAGCCCUGGCCGAAGGUUUCCUCCUGAGUCAGGCAGAGGAGAAGAAGCAGGAAGAGCAGCAGGUAAAGGGUCUGCUUGCAGAAAUGAGAAGCAAUUUCCCCGACGCAGAGAGAUCUCCGUUGGGUGUCAGAGAGAAGCCACUGGGUGAUGGGAUGAAGCUGAGAAGAUCUACUCAGACAUCUCUUCUUUGGGGAGGAGAAGGAGCUGUUGCAGAACCAGAUCAGGGUCCAAUAUCUUUUGAGGAUGUGGCUGUGUGGUUCAAUGAAGAGGAGUGGGCCUUGCUGGAUCCUGACCAGAGGGCGUUGCAUAACGAAGUCAUGGAGGAGAAUGUUGGUAUCCUGGCAUCUCUCGGCUCUUAUGAGUUUCUCAAUUCAUUGCAGACUGUGAUGAAUCGGAAAUGAAGAAUAAGGAAGAACUACACGGAAAAGAAACCCAGGGCCGAGACAGCUGUAGGAAGCGAGAAGAGCAAAGGAGGAAAAUCGAAGCAGAAAAGAAAAGGAAGACG